UCGCGGAUUCGGAUUCACAAUCAAAUCCUUUUGCGAGUUCGAGGAGUGCACACCGGUGGUCGCAUCCGCAUCCGAUACGAGUUCGAAUCCGAAAUCCGCGCCUCAAGCCGACUAGUACCAUGGAUAUCUCCGCCUACCAGCACAUGAACAUCCGGAUGAGCACGCGCGGCAAGCGUCCGCUGAGGAACCUCACGCCCAACGAUAAGGUGCGCGCCAUACAGCGCAUCCACAACGGUGAAACCAAGGCCAGUGUUUCGCGGGAUAUUGGAGUUCCGGAGUCCACGCUGCGGGGCUGGUGCAAGAACGAGCAGAAGCUGCGCUUCAUGUGUCGCCAGCUGGGACCCGAUCACCUGGGACUCGACACUCCUCCAGAGAAACGCGCCAAGUUCGAAUUGCAGCUCCAACUGCCGCCAAAGUUCGUGGCCCUGCCUCCAAAUUACGAGGAGCUGGGCUUCGGAGCACUGCCCUACUCCCCUGCUGAUUAUCCUGUGCAGGGGGACUCCUUGCUGGAAAAACUAAGCCUAGUGGAAUUUGUCAAAAAGAAUGGAGGACUGCAUCCGGAGGCGAUGCAUCCAAGUCAGUCCGGCGUGGUGGAUUACUCCAACAACAUGCUGCACCAGCUGAAUCUGCUCGCCUUGCUCAACUCCAAAUUAACACCCCAAAAUGCAGAAGUCCUUCCGGUGGAUGCACCCAAAUCUGAGGACAACAAGGCUGUUGACUCGCCCGCAGCCUCAGAGGAUUACAGCAAAAACACUUAUCCCCUGCUGAGUGUCAAGAACUGGGCAAAGGACCCUGCCAAACGAGUGACCCUUCCCAAUCAGUCGGAGCAAGUCAAUGAUAAGAACAACAAUGCUCUGGAGGCCAAUGGUUCGGGACAUCAAGUUCUGGCCACGGAACAGGCUAAGUCAUCGAUGUUCCCGGACACCACAAUUCCCCUACUGCCAGCUCCGUUCCCGAAUCCCGCGGAUCUAGCGCCUGUGAUAGCACCAGUGGGCAACGGUACGGGCAACUCCACACCCACUGGAACCGAUAGCCAGGGAGCUGCUCUACUGGACUGGUGCAAACUCUUCAACGCCAGUCUGAAUUUCCUGGCCUUUGCAGCGGCCGCAGCAUCCAUGCAACCCGGCGGCGGAGGAAGUGCACCCAACUACAACCCCAACCAACUGGCAACUGGGGGCUCGGAGCCGGACCUAGAGACAUAUCCUUUCAACGAGGGCCUGCUGAAACGCCUCAGUCCUUUGGCCCACAGUGAGGCCUCCAACGAAAGCUACUGUGACAGCGAGCCGGAGGAUCUGUCCGUGCGAUCCUGUGCUUCCAAGGCCUCCAGCAGAUCCCACACACCCGACAAGAGCGUCGGGUCCAGCGAUGCCGAACAGUAGACACCCUCAUCCUAGUUUCUAGUUCAUAGUGUAAAUACCUCCAUUUUUAUUGUUAAUAGCCACUUUAGUUAACCUUAGAAUUUACGACAACACGAAUCAUUUAGCAAUGCAAAUGCCAUUUGUACUUAUCAAUUAAUGUAUUAAUAUCAAUGCAACAGGUAUUAAUAGAUCAGCUUACUAUAGCUAGUAUUAACUAGAAAUAUCAACUGUGUGACUACUUGUUUGAAAACCAAAUUCAAUUCAUCUACACUUAUAAUAACAAAUACUAAUUGUGUUAAGUAGCUUAAUUAUUUGGCACGUUCGUCAGCCAUUCCAAUCGAUUUGUUUUCGUACUGCUGUAAUCUCCGUAACUCUUAAUAAGCAUAUAAACUAAUUACUAACGAAACGAAUAAAUAUUUAUUAAAAAAACAAAAA
This is a messenger RNA of Drosophila rhopaloa, 1793 nucleotides long. Its product is annotated as protein distal antenna-related. The transcript has a single exon. Gene Ontology annotation, molecular function: DNA binding. The record is from RefSeq and is a predicted model, not a curated record. Lineage: Eukaryota; Metazoa; Arthropoda; Insecta; Diptera; Drosophilidae. Bases 120 to 1379 code for a protein of 419 amino acids.